This is a messenger RNA of Penicillium daleae, 2097 nucleotides long. It is a transcript of the gene pex8, whose product is annotated as putative peroxisomal membrane protein Pex17. The record is from RefSeq and is a predicted model, not a curated record. The transcript is spliced from 5 exons. Lineage: Eukaryota; Fungi; Ascomycota; Eurotiomycetes; Eurotiales; Aspergillaceae. The coding region runs from base 1 to 2097 and encodes 698 amino acids.
AUGGCAACAGAACGCUCACUUGCCGCGCUUCUGCGCUCGUUACAGUCAACGUCCAGUUUCGAAGACGCUUCUAGUCUCCUUCCCACCGCGACCAGCUUCUUAUCUAUUCUCGGCAACCCCUUGAAUCUGAGUCUUCUCGCCUCGCAGCUCCUCUCUGCACCAGCACUAUGGAACCACCCGGUCGAUCUAUUCGCAUGUCGCAAGAUCCUCAGCGUGUUCAACACCGCCGCCAUCGCCAUCCUGCAAAACGAUACCAUAGAAGAAGCCCAGAUCCCGCACGGCGCAGGCCGCAAUCGCCGUAUCGAGCGCGAAGCAUGGGUCAAAGCGAUUGCCGAGGGCGCGGACGAUAAGUCCCCGCGCUGGAGACACAUGCUCCUACUCGGCGGGAUCCUGCUCGGAUUCGAGGGACAGAAUCGACAGGGUCUCCCGUGGCAUAUUCGGACGAAAUUGGAGUCUGCGUUGACGACGGCGGCGCAAUUGGCUUUGGAGGAAUUAGAUCCCGAGGCGGGUAUUGACGGAUAUUGUAUCACCAUGGUGUUGAAUUAUACGUUUGAGCUUUUGUCGGAUGCGCACAGGAGUAAGCUGGAUUAUGAUCGCUUGCUUCCUAUCGUGGUGCGAUCGGUUUUCCAUUCUCCCGAGGGUUUGGAAGGGGGAUACUUUUUGGGCGCGAUUGACAAAGAUGUCGUCGAGGCGCCGGGGAAGAAGUUCCGCUGGGCACCAAACUCGGCGACGUUUGGUUAUGUGACAGCUGUGGCUGGGCGUCCUUUGGUUGGUGCGCUUGGCCCGCUGUCCAGGCUGGUUGCACAUGCCGUGGAGAAUGUGCGGGAUCCAAAGCUAGUUGCGCAGUCGGUGGACUAUAUGGCGGAUUUCGUGCGGACUCUUAUGGUGCAGUGGCGGCAAAAUAAGUUGUCCGAGGUUGACGUUGCGGAAGAGAUGGAGUUCUUGGAUGCAGAGACCUUGAAGACUACAAUUCCGGCUCUGUGGACGAUUCUGCGGAAUUGCAUGUAUUCGGUGGUUAUCGUUCUUCGUGCCGUGCUCGGGAGAACGAUCAAUGAUCCGGCUCUUGCUGCUGGCAGCAGUGCACCCUAUCUUUGCAUGCAGUCUCUUCAUAUCCUUCGCAACCUAUACUUUAUCUCUUCUCGAACUGGCCAGACGGGAUCCUCCCAGCAGAACUUCGUGUUCCUGGCAGCCAUUGAUAUCCUCGCUCAAUACCCCGAUUUAGCGGAGAAUUUCUUGCGCAGCAUUAAGCCUAGUGAAAUUGGCCAAAUACCGGCCCACCCGGUGGAACGUUGCUUAGACCUGUUCUUCUUGAACACGGCAGAGCAUUUCCCACUGGUGUUGACCUCUGAGGCUAGCGAAGAGCUGCUCUUGGCGGCUGCUUUCCCAUACCUUGCAGCCGGCGCCAACAGUUUACUGCUCGAGAUUUUCGAGGCAGCUCACAGCUUGGUGCUCGUUGUCUUUGCUAUUCCUCACAACGCCGAAUUAGCCGCCAAGCACCUCCCCUUCUACAUCGAGAACCUCUUUGCAGUAUUCCCCGAAAAUCUAUCUGCGAGACAAUUCCGCCUCGCCUUCAAAACGGUCAUCCAAGUCACCGCUCCCCCAUCCCCCCUCGCCAACAGCCAGCCCCUCCUCCCAUCAAUUCUCCUCGAAGUAGUCCGUGACCGCGCACUGAACGGUCCAACCACCCCCAUCCCGCUAACCACUCAAAACGGCUCCUCGCCCGAUCAACCACCUCUCUCCGCCCAAGCCGUGCUCAUCCUCGCCCUAAUCGACUCCCUCUCCUUCCUCCGCGUAGACGAUCUGAAAGAGUGGCUCCCCCUCACCGCGCAGCUCAUCAACGCAAUUCCCGAUCGGGGCAUGCGCCAUGUCUGCGUGGAUCGAUUCUGGGAGGCAUUGAGUGGCGGGGAGAUGGAUGUGGACCGGGCACAUUGCUGCGUUACCUGGUGGAGUACCCGUGGUGGUCGGGAGCUUGUUCUUUUCGGUGCUGAGCCUGGUGCUGGUGCGGGGCCGGACGGGGAAGAGGGUGGGCCUUUUAUGAGUGGUGCUGUGGGGGCUGUUGCGCCGGAGAACCAUGCUCCCCUGAACGAUUCGACAUAA